Messenger RNA from Rotaria sp. Silwood1, 2250 nucleotides. Lineage: Eukaryota; Metazoa; Rotifera; Eurotatoria; Philodinida; Philodinidae. The record is from the annotation of a GenBank genome assembly.
AUGCCAACUAGCUUGAUUUCAUCACUAGAAACUUUACCCGUUGAAAUUCUUUAUCAUAUUCUCGAUGAUCUUGAUGCACAAACAAUACUAUUUUCGUUUCGUCAUAUCUGUCGACGAUUUCGAGCAAUUGUUAACAAUUAUGAUCGAUAUAGUCUCAAUUUUGAAUCAAUUUCAAAAUCCGAUUUCGAACGUGUUUGUUACUUAAUUAAUCCUAGACAGGUUACAUCACUGACACUUCGUGAAAAUGAAGGAGCACCCGAUCAAAUUAAAUUAUUUCUUUCAUAUUUCAAUCUUCAACAAUUUAGUUAUUUACGUUCAUUGUCUCUUUUUAUAAUUGGAGAAGAAAAAUUGCAAUUGAUUGCAAGACAAUGGAAUAUUCGUUUACUUGAAUCCCUCUCACUUAAAAUUGAAAAAUCUGAUGAUCGACGUAAAACAACAACAGCACGAUUUCUAUCAUUAAUUAUUGCAAAAUCAAAUCUUUUAAAGCUCAAACUCGAUAUUCAAGCAGGUCGACUCGAAAAAAUAAUUUGGCCAGCUCAAUACUCAAUUCAAUGUUUGAAAAUUACUAGCGUAGUUGCUUUUGAUCGACUUUGUACUAUUCUCAGUUGUUCGCCCCAUUUGAAAACACUAAUGAUAAAUUCUUUUUUUUUUCAAAAUUCUAACCAAAUUGUCUUCACACCUUCACUCACGACACCUUUUCGACAAUUAACUUCAUUAACAUUCGAGAAAUUGGAAACAGGAAUUGACAAUCUCGAAUUGUUUCUUUCAUUGACAUCUUCGUUGAUUCAUUUGACAGUGAUUGGUGAUGGAAAUUAUCAUGAUGGUAAUCGAUGGGAAUAUUUCAUUCAAUUACAUUUACCUUUAUUAAGUGAAUUUAGAUUUUUCUUUAAUCAAAUACAACAUAUUCAGCCUAAUAUCGAAGAUAUUAAAUUAACUAUAGCAUCAUUUCAAACACCAUUUUGGUUAGAAAAUAAAAAAUGGUUUGUUACAUGUGAAUUUGAUAUCAAUACACCAGAAUGUGUUGCAUUGUAUUCAAUACCAAUUUGUGUACCUUUCUUUUCCUACCAUACAAAGAAAGUUUCAAUUUCUACAUAUCCAAAAAUAUAUGAUAAGGAUAUAUCUAUAAUGGAUAACGUGCGUACAGUUAGAUUAGAUUUCACAAAAUUGCUGCCUUUGGAUGCAGAAGAAAAGGAAAACAAAAUAAAUUAUCCAUUAUUUCGCAAAGUAAAGACACUUGAACUUGAAUUUGUCAAAACUCGACCUCAUGAUUGGAUUAAAUUUAUUUCGAAUCUUAUCGAUCUAACAACUGUUGUUGAAGUCAAAAUUUCAAGUACAUUAAUUCAGAAAUCUGAUCCAUAUAUGCUGAGUGAUAUGGCUAAUCUUCUUAAGCAAACAUAUCGUAUUGCUUCAGUCGAUAUUUGUUCCGGUUUCUUUAGUAGAAAAUCAAGUUUAACUGCUACUGAAAUUUGUUCAAUUUUACCCAUGCAUAUCAAACAAUUGGCGGCAUCAGUAAAAACUUUCAAUGAGAUUAAAAAUAUUAUUGAACGAUUUCAACACUUAUCAAAUGUUAAAUUCUACUUCGACUACACUCCAUAUGCUAGUGAAAUCUUCAAAUGGUUAGAUGACAAAAGAAAAGAUUCAUCUUAUCAGGUAGAUUCUUUUUCUGUAUGCGUUUGGCUUGGAAAAAAUACAACUCAAAUGAAAGAAGUUAAAGUUGGUGAUAAACGAAUCAAAAAUACAUACAAAAGUAUUGAUAAUGAAAGCAUCAUCAAUAGUAUUACUGGUUAUGAAAAUGAUCUUGGAGAUAGAUUAGAACGAUUGGAACGUGAAGCUGGCAUGCAAGCACAACAGAUCGAAUUGAAUGAAUGUCUUGAAUGUAUUGCUCAACUUCUUGAUUUAUUUAAACGUACUGUUAUUACCUCCGAACUUCAAAAUCAAAAUGAUUGGCAUUAUAACACACGACAACAGCUACAACAACAUAAUGGUGUUACUGGUAAUAGACUUCUUGACGAUAAAGUCGAGAAGAUCGUUAUUAACAAAGGUUUAACCAAAGAACAAUGGAAUUGUCUUCUCUAUAUGGCAUUAAGUACUGGUGAUAAAGUAGAAUUAACCAAAGUUAGCAAGAAAUAUUUACAAAAAGUACGUGAUAAAGCAUCACGUCUUCUUGAAACUGGUGAACAGAAUGCAGUAUUUGCUUUGAUUAAUGCUACCGAAAAAUUUAUAUCGAAAAAUUAUUCCACUGAAAAAUGA